AUGUCAUCUGAUAGCAUAUUAUACACGGAUGAGGAUGAGGCUGGCUCCAUUGAGAAUCUUACAAGAGAAUACACUGGUGAUAACAAACCCAAAGAAUUAAUAGAGGCAGUUGCUUCAAAAGAUGGAUUAUACCAUUUGAAUGGAACACUUUCGAGGGCAACUACUAGAGAAAUAGACGGUGAUUCAUUACAAUCAUCUGAUGAAGAAAAGAAUGAACAAGCCUCCGAGAGUACAUCCCCUUAUACAUUACUUACAUAUAAACAAAAAUGGGGGAUGGUUGCACUUUUAACGAUGUGUGGUUUUUGGUCAUCCUUAGGUUCACCAAUUUAUUAUCCUGCUUUAAGACAACUAGAAAAGCAAUUCGGUUUGGAUGAAAACAAAGUCAAUGUCACCGUUGUCGUAUAUUUGUUGUUUCAAGGUAUUGCCCCAACAAUUAGUGGUGGGUUAGCUGAUGUGUUCGGCCGUAGACCCGUCAUUCUAAUAGGUAUGCUGAUAUAUGUUGUUGCUUCCAUUGGUCUAGCUUGUGCUCCAUCAUAUGGUGUUAUUGUAUUUCUAAGAAUUAUCCAAAGUAUUGGUAUUUCUCCUACCAUUGCUAUUAGUUCAGGUGUCGUUGGUGAUUUCACAUUGAAGCACGAAAGAGGUACUUUCGUCGGGGCUACUUCAGGAUUGGUGUUGUUAGGUCAAUGUUUUGGAAGUUUAAUCGGUGCUGUGUUAGCAGCUGCUUGGAAUUGGAGAGCAAUUUUCUGGUUUUUGACCAUCGGAUGUGGUACCUCGUUUAUAAUUGCAUUCCUCUUACUACCUGAAACCAAGAGGACACUUGUCGGAAACUUGUCUAUCAGGCCAAAGAAUCCAUUUAAUUUUGCUCCAGUUUUAUUACUUAAACCAGUACAGAAAAUGUUUAAGCUGAAUGAUCCUGAUUAUGACAGUGUAGAUCCAAAUAAACCCAGAUUUGAUUUAACUUCUGCACUUAAGAUUUGUGCCCAACCAGAAAUCUUAUUAUCAUUGUUCCCUGGUGGGCUUCAAUUUGCUCUUUGGACCGUUAUGCUUUCGUCAAUUUCUUCCACUUUGAGUGUGGCUCCAUAUAAUUAUAGAUUAACCAUCAUCGGUGUUUGUUAUUUACCAGGUGGUGUUGGUGGGUUACUUGGUUCCAUGUUAACUGGUAGAUUUAUCGAUUUCUUAUACAAGAGAGCCAGAAGUGAUUAUGAAAGAAAGAAGGCUUCAGGUGAACUUCCGGAAGAUGCUGUAUUUAAUACUUUUCAAGUCCGUUUAAGAGCUAUCCUACCUCAAAAUUUCAUUGCAGUCAUUUCAUUCUUAUUAUUUGGAUGGAGUGCUGAUAAAGGUUGGAAAAUUCCAGCCAUGUUGAUUACUUCCUGCGUUAGCUCCUUCUGUGCCAUGAGUACCUUGUCAUCAUCAACUACUUUAUUGGUUGAUUUGUAUCCCAAGAAGGCGUCUACAGCUAGUAGUUGUUUUAACUUUAUCAGAUGUAGUUUAAGUUCGAUCUUUAUGGGUUGCUUUGCCAAGAUGAAGCAUUCAAUGACAGUAGGUGGUACUUUCACUUUCAUGGUUGGUUUAAUAUUUGUCGGUAACUUCCUCAUGUUUAUUCCAAUGAAAUAUGGUAUGCAAUGGAGGCUAGAGAGAGAAGCAAAAGACUUGGCAAGAGAGCAAGCAAAACAUGAUGAAAAAGAAGCCAGUCUGAAUAAAAAUACACAACAAGAGAAGAAAAAGAAGAGAUUUUUCUUCUUUUAA
Molecule: messenger RNA, 1746 nt
Organism: Naumovozyma castellii
Lineage: Eukaryota; Fungi; Ascomycota; Saccharomycetes; Saccharomycetales; Saccharomycetaceae
Gene: AQR1
Product: Aqr1p
Exons: 1
Coding region: 1-1746 (581 amino acids)
Source: RefSeq, a predicted model, not a curated record